Molecule: messenger RNA, 3930 nt
Organism: Medicago truncatula (barrel medic)
Lineage: Eukaryota; Viridiplantae; Streptophyta; Magnoliopsida; Fabales; Fabaceae
Product: putative disease resistance RPP13-like protein 1
Exons: 3
Coding region: 134-3088 (984 amino acids)
Molecular function (GO): ADP binding; protein binding
Source: RefSeq, a predicted model, not a curated record
ACAAACAUGAUGGUAAUAUGGUAGGUGUGGGGAUUCGUUGACCAAACUGAUCUUCUUGCAUAUAGCCUGCAUCCCAGAGUUGUGAAACACGCUUGCUCAGAUCAUUUUGUUUUUGUUCAAUAUCUAUUAUAUCAUGGCAGAGGUUGAUGUUGGUCAGGCAUUUCUUUCCCCUAUCAUUCAAUUGAUUUGUGAGAAAUUAACUUCAACAUAUUUCAGAGACUAUUUCCAUGAAGGGCUGGUGAAAAAACUUGAAAUCACACUGAAGUCUAUCAAUUAUUUGCUGGAUGACGCAGAGACUAAGCAGUACCAAAAUCAACGCGUGGAGAAUUGGCUUGAUGAUGUCAGUAAUGAGGUAUACGAAUUAGAGCAACUAUUGGAUGUGAUUGUUACUGACGCACAACGAAAGGGGAAGAUAAGUCGUUUUCUUUCUGCUUUUAUUAAUCGAUUUGAAUCUAGAAUUAAAGCUUCGCUGGAGAGGCUAGUGUUUCUUGCAGAUCUAAAGUAUGAACUGGGAUUUGAAGUAGCAGCUAAUCCCAGGCUAGAGUUUGGUGGAGUCACCCGCCCGUUUCCAACUGUAUCUUUGGUUGAUGAAUCUCUGAUACUUGGUAGAGAGCAUGAGAAAGAGGAAAUAAUCGAUUUUAUACUUUCAGACAGGGAUGGUGUCAACCGGGUACCCAUAAUCAGUAUAGUGGGUCUGAUGGGGAUGGGUAAGACAGCCCUUGCUCAGCUUGUUUACAAUGACCAUAGGAUACAGGAGCAGUUUGAAUUUAAAGCUUGGGUCUAUGUUCCAGAAUCUUUUGGUCGUCUUCAUCUCAACAAAGAAAUAAUUAAUAUUCAACUCCAACACUUGGUAGCACGGGAUAAUUAUUUACUUGUUCUAGAUGAUGCCUGGAUCAAAGAUAGGAAUAUGUUGGAGUAUUUACUACAUUUUACUUUUCGAGGUAAGAUUAUCGUGACGACACAUGAUAAUGAAGUAGCAUCAGUCAUGAGAUCCAACCGGAUAAUUCAUUUAAGGCAAUUGGAGGAGAGUGACUCUUGGAGUUUAUUUGUGAGACAUGCUUUUGAAGGCAGGAAUAUGUUUGAAUAUCCAAAUCUUGAAUCCAUCGGUAUGAGAAUAGUAGAAAAAUGUGGGGGUUUGCCUUUAGCUCUGAAAACAUUGGGGAUUCUCUUGCAAAGAAAAUUCUCUGAAAUUAAAUGGGUUAAGAUAUUGGAGACUGAUUUGUGGCAUUUCUCCGAAGGUGACAGCAACAGCAUUUUUUCCAUUCUGAGAAUGAGUUACCUUAGCCUACCUUCCAAUCUGAAGCAUUGUUUUGCAUAUUGUUCUAUAUUUCCCAAGGGUUAUGAGUUUGAAAAGGAUGGAUUAAUCAAGCUUUGGAUGGCACAAGGUUUGCUAAAGGGAAUAGCCAAAAAUGAAGAAGAGUUGGGUAAUAAAUUCUUCAAUGAUCUAGUGUCAAUUUCGUUUUUCCAACAAUCAGCAAUUGUGCCAUUCUGGGCUGGUAAGUACUAUUUCAUCAUGCAUGAUCUUGUCCAUGAUUUAGCGACAUCAAUGUCAGGGGAAUUCUGCUUACGAAUAGAGGGUGUGAAAGUGCAAUAUAUCCCUCAAAGGACACGUCACAUUUGGUGCUGCCUUGAUUUGGAAGAUGGUGAUAGAAAACUAAAGCAGAUUCAUAACAUUAAAGGACUACGGAGUCUGAUGGUAGAAGCACAAGGCUAUGGUGAUAAACGCUUUAAGAUAUCCACCAAUGUGCAGUAUAAUUUGUAUUCAAGACUACAAUAUUUACGGAUGUUAUCUUUCAAAGGUUGCAAUCUCUCAGAGCUAGCUGAUGAGAUAAGAAACUUAAAGCUUCUGCGCUAUCUAGACCUUUCUUACACCGAGAUUACAAGCUUACCUGAUUCCAUUUGUAUGUUGUAUAAUUUGCAUACGCUCUUGCUGAAAGAAUGUUUUAAACUACUUGAGCUCCCGCCAAAUUUUUGCAAACUCAUCAAUUUACGUCAUCUUAAUUUGAAAGGCACGCAUAUUAAGAAGAUGCCAAAGGAGAUAAGUGAAUUAAUCAAUCUUGAGAUGCUGACUGAUUUUGUUGUGGGAGAGCAACAUGGAUAUGAUAUUAAGCAGUUGGCAGAACUCAACCACCUUAAAGGAAGGCUUCAAAUUUCAGGAUUGAAAAAUGUGGCUCAUCCAGCAGAUGCUAUGGCAGCAAAUUUGAAAGAUAAGAAACAUUUAGAAGAAUUAAGUUUGUCGUAUGAUGAAUGGAGAGAAAUGGAUGGCUUAGUAACUGAAGCACGUGUCUCGGUCUUGGAAGCUCUUCAACCAAAUAGACACCUCAUGAGACUCACCAUCAAUGACUACAGAGGUAGUAGCUUUCCAAAUUGGCUUGGGGAUCAUCAUCUACCCAAUUUAGUAUCUCUUGAAUUGUUGGGAUGUAAACUCUGUUCCCAGUUGCCACCACUUGGGCAGUUGCCUUCUCUCGAGAAGCUUUCCAUUUCUGGCUGUCAUGGAAUAGAGAUCAUUGGUUCAGAGUUUUGCGGCUAUAAUCCAUCAAAUGUUCCAUUUAGAUCCCUUGAAACUUUGCGGGUUGAGCAUAUGUCUGAAUGGAAGGAAUGGUUAUGUCUUGAAGGUUUCCCAUUGCUUCAAGAGCUUUGUAUAACGCAUUGUCCCAAGUUGAAGAGUGCUCUGCCUCAGCACGUUCCUUGUUUGCAAAAGUUGGAGAUUAUUGAUUGCCAAGAGUUGGAGGCUUCAAUUCCUAAUGCUGCUAAUAUCAGUGAUAUAGAACUAAAGAGAUGUGAUGGCAUUUUUAUAAAUGAAUUGCCAUCAAGCUUGAAAAGGGCCAUCCUUUGUGGAACUCAUGUCAUUGAAAUCACCCUAGAGAAAAUUCUAGUUAGUAGUCCCUUUCUUGAAGAACUGGAAGUUGAAGACUUCUUUGGUCCAAAUCUAGAAUGGUCCUCUUUGGAUAUGUGUAGUUGUAAUUCCCUUCGCACUUUAACUAUAACAGGUUGGCACUCUUCUUCCUUGCCUUUUGCACUACAUUUGUUCACCAAUCUUAAUUCUCUCGUGUUGUACAAUUGUCCGUGGCUGGAAUCGUUUUUUUAGAGGCAGUUGCCUUCCAACCUAAGCAGCCUCCGAAUAGAAAGAUGCCGUAAUUUGAUGGCUACAAUAGAGGAGUGGGGUUUGUUCAAACUCAAAUCUCUGAAACAAUUCAGUCUUAGUGAUGAUUUUGAAAUCUUUGAGUCCUUUCCAGAAGAGAGUAUGCUGCCAUCAACUAUUAACUCUCUUGAGUUGACAAAUUGUUCAAACCUAAGAAAAAUAAACUACAAGGGUCUUCUCCACCUCACUUCACUUGAAUCUCUAUAUAUUGAAGAUUGCCCUUGUCUUGAGAGCUUGCCAGAGGAGGGUCUACCCAGUUCCCUUUCUACUUUGUCCAUUCAUGAUUGUCCAUUAAUUAAGCAGUUGUACCAAAAGGAGCAAGGCAAGCGUUGGCAUACAAUUUCUCAUAUCCCUUCUGUCACAAUUUCCUGAUUGACGGCUGAGAUGAGAUGUUAUUUUUUCCAGAUUGAUAAAUGCUGGUCCUGCUGGUGAGAUUCUCCCAGCCGUUUCAUCAUCAGUAGAGAUGAGAGAAUGCAGCUGAAGAACAGAAGUAAUUACAGCAGCAUCUUCUGUCUUCACAAACGAGUUUUCGAAAUUGACAUCUUUGAGUUUGCUAACUUUGGAUUAAUCUGCAAAGGAAAAUGCAAGUUCCCUGCUUCAGUUGUCAAAUGAUAGCUUAUUUGGUGCAAUACAUCUUUCUUUUCAUGAAUUCCUGUAAUUUUCAGAUUUAUUGUUUCAUAUGAGAAAAAUGGAGAUCAAUAAUGUGAACCACCUUUUCACCUUUCUUGCCUAUUCACGAGUAUUUGGAUUUAAUUGUGUAAUUUAUAUACCCCUGGACUUCUAUUUCU